GUUUCACAUUCAUUCAUUAGUAGAACUCAUAAACCAAUCAUUAAAAGCAAGAACAAAAAAAUACAGAGCGGAAAGGUGAAGAAAUUGGAUAAUGUCUGCUUAUGCCUCAUUAAACUCUCUCUUCCUUCUCACCUUCUUCAUUGCAAGCUUGAGAGCUUCUGCACUAUUACAAGACCCAACUUACGUUGGCGAUGUUUGCACUAACAGGAUAUCAAGAAACUCCACUUACUUCUCAAAUCUCCAAACCCUUUUGACCUCUCUUUCUUCUAACAAUGCUUACUUUUCUUUGGGAUCUCAUAGUCUCACAAAGGGUCAAAACUCCGACAUGGUGUUCGGUCUUUACCUCUGCAAAGGAGAUCUCUCGCCCGAAGCUUGCCGUGACUGCGUCAUCUUUGCUACUAAAGACACUCGGAGUCGAUGUCCAGGUGGGAAAGAGUUCUUGAUUCAGUAUGACGAGUGCAUGCUUGGAUACUCAGACAGGAAUAUAUUCAUGGAUACUGUAACCACAACUACAAUAAUCACUUGGAACACUCAGAAUGUUACGGUGGAACAAUCCGACCGGUUCAAUGAUGCAGUGGUUUCUCUGAUGAAAAAGUCUGCAGAGGAAGCGGCUAAUAGUACAAGCAAGAAAUUCGCGGUUGAGAAGUCGGAUUUCAGUUCGUCUCAGUCGCUUUAUGCAUCGGUUCAGUGCAUUCCUGAUCUGACUAGUGAAGAUUGCGUAAGGUGUCUUCAACAAUCCAUCAAAGAAUUAUAUUUCAAUAAAGUCGGAGGAAGAUUUCUUGUCCCGAGUUGUAACUCAAGGUACGAGCUUUACCCUUUCUACAAGGAAACCGUAGAGGGAACUGUUCUUCCUCCGCCUGUUUCGUCUCCUCCACUGCCACCGGUUUUAACUCCUCCAUUUCCGCCUGGAAAAGGCAAAAAUUCCAAAGUGAUAAUCAUAGCAGUUGUUGUGCCGGUGGCUAUAUGUGUUCUUCUUUUUGUGGCUGUUUUUAGUUUCCAUGUAAGAAAGAGAGCGAAGAAGCCUUCUGAUACAGAAGUUGCAAAUGAUGGAGAGGAUGACAUUACAACUGCAGGAUCACUGCAGUUUGAUUUUAAGGUUAUUGAAGCUGCGACAGAUAAGUUUUCGAUGUGUAACAAACUCGGUCAAGGUGGAUUUGGACAAGUUUACAAGGGCAUACUUUCUAAUGGAGUACAAGUUGCCGUGAAGAGACUAUCGAAAACAUCAGGACAAGGUGAAAAAGAGUUCAAGAACGAAGUUGUUGUUGUGGCAAAGCUUCAGCACAGAAAUCUUGUCAAGCUUCUUGGAUUUUGUUUAGAGAGGGAAGAGAAAAUACUUGUCUACGAGUUUGUGUCUAAUAAAAGUCUUGAUUACUUCUUGUUUGAUUCUAGAAUGCAGAGCCAGCUAGAUUGGACUACAAGGUAUAAGAUCAUAGGAGGAAUUGCUAGAGGAAUAUUGUAUCUCCAUCAAGAUUCACGACUCACAAUCAUACAUCGAGACCUAAAAGCGGGUAACAUCCUCUUGGACGCUGAUAUGAACCCAAAAGUUGCAGAUUUUGGAAUGGCGAGGAUUUUCGAAAUGGACCAAACAGAAGCCCAUACGAGAAGAGUAGUCGGAACCUAUGGUUACAUGUCUCCCGAGUAUGCGAUGUAUGGCCAAUUCUCAAUGAAAUCCGAUGUUUAUAGCUUCGGAGUCUUAGUUCUUGAGAUUAUAAGCGGGAAGAAAAACAGCAGCCUCUAUCAGAUGGAUGCUAGUUUCGGAAACUUGGUUACAUAUACUUGGAGGCUAUGGAGUGACGGGUCACCACUAGAGCUCGUGGAUUCGUCCUUUCUAGAGAAUUAUCAAAGAAACGAAGUAAUUAGAUGCAUCCAUAUUGCUUUAUUAUGUGUCCAAGAAGAUACUGAAAAUCGUCCAACCAUGUCAGCGAUCGUACAAAUGCUUUCUACUAGCUCGAUCGCCCUAGAUGUACCUCAACCACCUGGAUUUUUCUUCCGGAGUAAGCAUGAAGAAGCAGGUCCAUCGAUAGAUAAGUCUUCUCUCUGUUGUUCUAUUGAUGCUGCAUCGAUUACUAUUGUAGCUCCUCGUUAAAGACAAACUCGUUUCUUAGACCAUAAAUAAUUGUAAAUUCAAGAUUUAGAUUUUUGUGUUCAUUUUCUAAUCUAGGAAAAUGUUACUAGAUUUGAUUCAAGAUGUUUGUUCUCUUGGGUUGACUCGUGUGUCGAUUUUUGUUUGAGUCAACUGCAAAUUUUUAUC
Molecule: messenger RNA, 2251 nt
Organism: Arabidopsis lyrata subsp. lyrata
Lineage: Eukaryota; Viridiplantae; Streptophyta; Magnoliopsida; Brassicales; Brassicaceae
Product: cysteine-rich receptor-like protein kinase 5
Exons: 7
Coding region: 92-2086 (664 amino acids)
Biological process (GO): protein phosphorylation
Molecular function (GO): protein kinase activity; ATP binding
Source: RefSeq, a predicted model, not a curated record